AUUCCCUCUUUCUCUUUGAACAUUUUUCUUUGAGUAAAGUGAAGUAAUUAUCAAAAAGAAUGGGAGCACUUGAUUACUUCUCCAACUUUUGUACAGUCUCAGGCACUAGCAUUAGAAGUAGAAGAAAACCAAUGCAGACAGUUGAAAUCAAAGUGAAAAUGGACUGUGAUGGAUGCGAAAGAAGAGUUAAGAAUUCCGUUAAGCACAUGAAAGGUGUCAAGACUGUGGAGGUUAUUAGAAAGCAAAGCCGGGUUAUAGUUAGCGGAUACGUGGAUCCAAACCAUGUGUUGAAAAGAAUAAAGAGUACUGGAAAAAGAGCCGAAUUUUGGCCAUAUAUACCUUACAACUUGGUUAGCUAUCCUUAUGUGAAUCAAGCGUAUGACAAACGAGCUCCUGCUGGUUAUGUCAAGAACGUUGUUCAGGCCGUUUCAGCCCCAAAUGCUACCGAUGAACGGAUGACAUAUCUCUUUAGUGACGAUAAUCCUCAUGCUUGUUCAAUAAUGUGACAUACCAUAUUUAGUAUCAUAUUAAGUUUGAUGUCUCUUUUCACUAGCUUGUUUGUUUCCUUAUAUAUAGUCUUAUGAAAAGUACCACUAUGCCAUAUAUGAUGUGAUGAAUUGAGUUGCAAUUUGUCACGCCUCAUUAGCUAGAUAUAAGUUUUUGUUAUGUGUAUCUGGGAGGCUUGUGUAAUUUGAAUUACCAAUAAUAUAUGGUCGCGUAUUUAGUUUGGUAAUGAAUUAA
This is a messenger RNA of Erigeron canadensis, 741 nucleotides long. Its product is annotated as heavy metal-associated isoprenylated plant protein 21-like. NCBI's taxonomy places the organism in Eukaryota, Viridiplantae, Streptophyta, Magnoliopsida, Asterales, Asteraceae. The record is from RefSeq and is a predicted model, not a curated record. The transcript has 3 exons. Gene Ontology annotation, molecular function: metal ion binding. Bases 60 to 506 code for a protein of 148 amino acids.